CAGGAUCCGGGCGCCAGGAGAAGAAGGCAAAGAGGCUCCGGGCGGCUAUUUUGCGACAAAGGCGAGACCCCAGAUCUGCUUGGAGGCUGGUAGGUGAAGGAAACAGACAGGUGGACCCCACACCUCUCAACAAUAUGGACUAUAAGUCAAGCUUGAUCCAGGACGGGAAUCCCAUGGAGAACCUGGAGAAGCAGCUCAUCUGUCCUAUCUGCCUGGAGAUGUUUUCCAAGCCGGUGGUCAUCUUGCCCUGUCAGCACAACCUCUGCCGGAAGUGUGCCAACGACAUCUUCCAGGCUGCAAAUCCCUUCUGGACCAACCGCGUUGGCUCAGUGUCCAUGUCUGGAGGCCGUUUCCGCUGUCCCUCCUGCCGCCAUGAGGUGAUCAUGGAUCGUCACGGAGUGUACGGCCUGCAGAGGAACCUGCUGGUGGAGAACAUAAUUGACAUCUACAAGCAGGAGUGCUCCAGUCGGCCCCUACAGAAGGAUAGCCACCCCAUGUGCAAGGAGCAUGAAGAUGAGAAAAUCAACAUCUACUGCCUCACGUGUGAGGUGCCCACGUGUUCCAUGUGCAAGGUGUUUGGAACCCACAAGGCCUGCGAGGUGGCCCCACUGCAGAGCGUCUUCCAGGGACAAAAGACCGAGCUGAGUAACUGUAUCUCCAUGCUGGUGGCGGGGAACGACCGUGUGCAGACCAUCAUCACUCAGCUGGAGGACUCCUGUCGGGUGACCAAGGAAAACAGCCACCAGGUGAAGGAAGAGCUGAGCCAGAAGUUCGAUGUGCUGUAUGCCAUCCUGGACGAGAAGAAGAGUGAGUUGCUGCAGCGGAUCACACGGGAGCAGGAGGAGAAGCUCAGCUUCGUUGAGGCCCUCAUCCAGCAGUAUCAGGAGCAACUGGACAAGUCCACGAAGCUGGUGGAGACAGCCAUCCAGUCGCUGGACGAGCCCGGGGGUGCCGUCUUCCUCAUGAGUGCCAAGCAACUCAUCAAAAGCAUUGUGGAAGCUUCCAAGGGUUGCCAGCUGGGGAAGACCGAGCAGGGCUUUGAAAACAUGGACUACUUUACUUUGGACUUAGAGCACAUAGCAGACGCCCUGAGGGCCAUUGACUUUGGGACAGGUAAAGGAGAUGAGGAAGAGGAAGAGUGCACUGAGGAAGAAAAUCAGGAAGAGGAAGAGGCCACAGAGGGGAAAGAAGGAGGAUGCCAGUAAGGAGCCAAAUGAGAAAGACCCUCUAGAUACGGAGAGACUGGGGAGGGUGGGGAUGGGCCCAGGUGCCUGGUGACAGGCCCAGGGAGGGAGGGGUCGGGGCCUGGCCGGGGCAAUGGGAAGGUGUGUUUUCUCUCUGCUCAGGGAGUGGGGACUAGGAGUAGGACCUCCACCGCUGUGUCCAGCAGUCACUGAACCAGAAUUGGAAACGUGCUUGAAACAACCUCACAGGACACUUUUCUAUGUUGGUGCAAAAUGGAAUAUUUUGUACAUUUUUUAAAAUGUGAUUUUUGUAUAUACUUGUAUAUGUAUGCUAAUUUGGUGCUUUUUGUAAAGGAACUUUUGUAUGAUAAUGCCUGGUCAUUGUGUGACUGGUGAUUGUUAGAAAGAGGGGAAGAAAGCCAGGUUGGCAAAGCUGUCCAGGCCCUUUCCUAGUGGGAGGGCUGAGCAGCACUCCCAGGCCAAGGUACAGGCCUCGGUAAGGGAGAAGGCACUGUAUUUCAAUGCCUACCCCUGGCAUAGGGGAUGGCAACUGAGUUUCUGUUAUAUGUUGUUUUAAUAAAUGCACAAUGCUCUCUUCCUGUCAUUACCAAAAGA
Molecule: messenger RNA, 1799 nt
Organism: Manis pentadactyla (Chinese pangolin)
Lineage: Eukaryota; Metazoa; Chordata; Mammalia; Pholidota; Manidae
Gene: TRIM63
Product: tripartite motif containing 63
Exons: 9
Coding region: 135-1205 (356 amino acids)
Molecular function (GO): zinc ion binding
Source: RefSeq, a predicted model, not a curated record